Anneissia japonica is the source of this 3828-nucleotide messenger RNA. RefSeq names its product trimethylguanosine synthase-like. The coding region runs from base 51 to 3203 and encodes 1050 amino acids. Gene Ontology annotation, molecular function: RNA cap trimethylguanosine synthase activity. Gene Ontology annotation, cellular component: nucleus. Gene Ontology annotation, biological process: 7-methylguanosine RNA capping; 7-methylguanosine cap hypermethylation. Lineage: Eukaryota; Metazoa; Echinodermata; Crinoidea; Comatulida; Comatulidae. The transcript has 12 exons. The record is from RefSeq and is a predicted model, not a curated record.
CACAAGUUCACGUGCGUCUGGUGGUGGGUUUGUUGGCUUUUUCGUUGAUCAUGUUUUCAAGACAGAAAACAAUGGUGAUGAAAAUGUGUUUCAACAAAAUUGAUGUGAACACCAAAUUGUAUGUGUCAGUUGGCUGUUCCAGGGCAUUUGUCAGAGAUCUUGAUGAGUAUCUCUGGGGUAUAUACGGCCGUCCAGAUCAUAUAAAUAGUUGUGGUGAAGAAGUUAACGUUAACAGUGAUGAAAGCAGCAACGUCUCUACUGAUGACACAGAGCAAGUAGAACAACACAAUGAUGAAGCUAAUAAUACCAUAAAAUUGACUGAUGGUAGAUCCCCAGGAGUUUGUUGUGAUCAAAGCCAAUCUAUUGUAAUUAAAUGCAGCGAACAAUUAAUUGACAAAACAACUCCGAUAAAUCCAUUUCACGAUGAAGAAGAUAUCAAUAAUGGAAAAGCAAAUCUCAUUUCAUCUUGCUUUACCUGUUUGGAAAAUCCUGCGGCUGAUACAAAAAAGACUAAUCAAAUUGCAGAUUCUGCUAAAGCAAAUGUUGAAACUGUCAACAAGUUGGACUUGACCAAUGAACAUGAUCUCAUGCUCGCUAUGGGCUUGCCGCUUUCAUUUACAAGAUCACAAAGCAUGUAUCAACAACAUGACAGUACGGAUGGCUUUAAAAAUGGAAAAAAGCAUCGAAAGAAAAGGAACAAAAAGAAGAUGAAAAUGAGAAUGGAUGUUGCUGGAUCUGAUGAGUUUUCAGUAAAUGAUGGUUUCAAAAGAGAAAGGACACACAGAAUGAAAACUAAGAAACUGAAGAUAAAAAAUCCUGAAGGCUAUGAACUUUUGGAGAACAUUGUAAAAUGUGAAUCUAACACAUAUCAUGAUGCAUGCUUGCCUACUGAUGGUUUCCACUGUAACACAAGUGAUAACUUAAUGUCAUGGGAGACAUAUUGGGGUUAUUAUGGAGAGCACUUGAUGUGGGAGACCUGGGUGGAAAAGUACCCAAACUAUCCUCACCAGAAAGAAAGUACUGUCGAACUUGAAGGAGGUUCGGAAAAAGUAAAUGACAAGGAAAAUGAAUCUGGGCCAGUGUUAACAGCUCCUUCUGACUUAAAAUCCAAAGCUGAAAAUAUGGUCAGUACAUCUCCAAAGGUGCAAUCACUAUCCCAUCUGAAAGAACAAAAAGGCAUGAUUGAUAAUAUGACUGAAGUAGUAGGUCUUGCUCAUGAAGACAAAAUUGUAACACACCAUCAGAUCAACUCUGACAUUUUUACAGAUUCAACCUCUGUGAAUACAGAGAAAAGUGAAGAUGCUAUGGCUAUUCCUACUGAAAGAGAGUGUUUUACAGAUUUUCCUUCAGGAACAACUUAUUCCAUUGAUAAUGGAAAUUCAGACAAGGAACACAAUUGGGAGGAACUUUGGAACAGUCAUUAUGAAGAAGUGUAUUGGUCAUGUUACCAGCAAUAUAAGAUGUGGAGUGACCAAUCAAAUGACGAUGAUGCCAGUCAUGUGGAGAGGGUUGACCAAUCAGAUGUGCAUGAUGCUAGUCACGUCGUUGGGGUUGACCAAUCACAUGAUACAAGUCAAAAUGUCGACCAAUCAAAUGAAAACCAACAGACAGAUGAUGAUUUUAGCUUCAGUCUUAAUGAUGUCAUUGACCAAUCUGGACAUCUUACUAUUGAUAACUCAAAAGACAAUGACCAACUAUCUGAGGAGCCAACAGAUGGGAAAUCAAAAAAGCGAAAAAAACAUAGGAAUGAUGAGGGCCAAUGUACAGGGUCUAGUGAAAAUGUUAGUAAGACAAGUAUAGAAAUCUGUAAUAGUAAGAAGGAUGACAGUAAUGAUGGUGAUGAGGAUGAUGACAAACAAGCUAAUAGACCUUUGAAGAUUAAAAAGAGACAUGAAAUGGAUGUUGACGAAGAUUGUGAGGAAGACACUGAGGAACUUGUGAAAUCCCUUGGACUAAAAUUUGAUUCCAAACCUAAUAGGUUUGAAAACCAACUCGAAUUCAACUCCAUCAAAGUGUGCUAUAUGAAUAAAAAGGUUAAAAAGAAAGUAAAACCCAAAAAGAAAAGAAGUAGAAAUAAAGCCACAUUGGGAAUGAUUGAAACUCUUGAAAAUGUUCCAGAAAUUAGCACCAGUAAGAAUAGUAACAGUACAUUGAACAGAGCUAAGAAAUUCCUUGAUAUGGUCAGAGAUUGUGACCAUGGAAACCAAGAGAUUGAAACUUCAACCAAUAAUCCAGAUUCUGGGGCCCAAGAUAUGUCAAACAAUCAAGAAAGGGAUCCAGUAGAAAAGCGUGCUGAUGUUGAACUUAAGGUCGAAGAAUUAAAUGAAAAGUGUUUAGAAACCCUCUCUGAAAAUAUAUCCCGUAUUGAUGAAGGCAAACAGGUUAAUAAAAUAAUGAAUGAUGAUGAAGAUGGAUUGAUGGUUGAAACAAAGUUGAUUCCAAAAACCGUUUCUUUGGAACAAAAUAAUGAUGAGGAAGAAGACGAUGUUGAAGACGAAGAAAUAGAAGAAAGAAUUGGAGAAAAAUCUGCCAAAGAAAUUGUUGUCUAUGAUGAUCCUCAGAUCAGGAACUACCCUGAGGUUGUGGAUAAUCCUGAGUUGUUGAAGUACUGGGCUCAGCGCUAUAGGCUCUUUUCAAGGUUUGAUAAAGGGAUUAGAAUGGAUAAAGAGAGUUGGUUCUCAGUUACACCUGAGAAGAUAGCACAACACCAUGCCUCCAGGUGUAAAUCAGAUCUCAUCGUCGACGCUUUCUGUGGUGUUGGUGGAAACGCGAUUCAAUUUGCAUUCAGCUGUGAACGAGUUAUUGCAAUUGAUAUGGAUCCAGUCAAAAUAGCUUGUGCUCGUCAUAAUGCAGAGAUUUACGGUGUUGCAGAUCGUAUCGACUUCAUCGUGGCAGACUUCUUUGAUGUUGCUGGGUCCUUAAAAGCUGAUGUGGUUUAUCUAAGUCCACCAUGGGGAGGACCCGAGUACCUGCAUGCAAAGAUCUUUGACGUGCAAAAUAUGAUGGCAAUUAACUCAUUUAAAAUGUUUGAAGUAGCUCGCAAGAUCAGUGGCAACAUCGCUUUCUUCGUUCCAAGAAAUGCUGAUGUUCAACAGCUUGCAUCUCUUGCAGGGGAAAAUGGCAGGAUGGAAAUUGAACAGAAUGUUUUAAACAACAAAGUGAAGACACUGACUGCUUAUUAUGGAGAGCUAGUUAACUAUUGAAUUAAUGCUGGAUAUAUAGUAGUCUUGGAUUGUAAACAUAAAAACUGUUUUGCAAUAUUUCUGUAUAUAAAACAUAAUUUUGAUAACUUCCAUGCUUAUUUUCCUUACACAAAAAUACUGUAUUUUCAUAGUAACAUAUAUCUGGAUAACGUGGAUCUGUAUAGCUAUAGUACCAAAAAUAUUCUUCCACCAAGCCUUAACCCUUGAAUACUGUUGCUAAGUGAGCUUGUGCAUGGUAGCUGUAUUUGCGAAUAAAUUUUUGGAUGUGUGUAUUCCCUGGCAACGCCUAUUGAAAAACCUGAUUGGCCGGAUUGUUAAGUUUGAUUUAUACAAUUGUAGGCAUCUCGGACAGGGACAUGUUCCCCUUUCGCCUCCCAGAUUCUUUAGAGAGAAAUAAGAUUUUGAAAUUAUAAAAUUAUGUCACCGCUUUUCAUCAAUAAUGAUAUCAUCAAUAACAUCAUCCUAUAGAAACAAGAUAAAAAAGAAAGAAUGUUUACUUGAGCAACCAAUGUACUGUAUAUAGAUAUAUUGCUGUGUUCUUAGUUUGUUCAGCACACAUUAAAUCAUUUAUAGAAAUUUCUUGUUAAUAGCAGUUUAAUAAAUAAUGCUAUGGUCAUAAAUUUUA